Thunnus maccoyii (southern bluefin tuna) is the source of this 2637-nucleotide messenger RNA. Its product is annotated as complement C1s subcomponent-like. The coding region runs from base 73 to 2175 and encodes 700 amino acids. Lineage: Eukaryota; Metazoa; Chordata; Actinopteri; Scombriformes; Scombridae. Gene Ontology annotation, cellular component: extracellular region. Gene Ontology annotation, molecular function: serine-type endopeptidase activity; calcium ion binding. Gene Ontology annotation, biological process: proteolysis; complement activation. The record is from RefSeq and is a predicted model, not a curated record. The transcript is spliced from 11 exons.
CAGCAAAAACAUUAAGAAAAGGGGAAGGAGAGUCGUUGAGGUAGUUUAUUUGAGAGGGGAUUCAAUCAGAUCAUGAUGUUAAAAUUAAGUCUCCAGCUUCUCCAGCUUCUCCUGCUCCCUCACUCGGCCUACUCGGUGCUUCUGGGAUGGGUGGAGUCUCCAGAUUAUCCCAGUGGAUACUCGCCCCAUGCCAGUCUCAACUGGAGCAGGUGUGCCACCAAAGGUCACACUCUCUCCAUCAGGCUCAUCCACCUGGACCUGGAGGACAGCCAAGACUGUGAAAACGAUGCCGUGAAGAUCUAUUCAAAUGGAAACCUCAUUUCUGUUCUGUGUGGCAAAAGAGAAUUUGAGGAGCUUCAAGCCACAGUAAAUCCCUCGCUACGCUCCUCCCCAGGUGGCUGCCUCUCUUUGUCGUUUCACUCAGACUACUCAAACACCAAGAGACACACCGGCUUCAGAGGCUUUUAUACUUUGCAAGACUUUGACGAAUGCCAGGACGACCCAGACAAUGGAUGCACCCAAUUCUGUCACAACUUCAUCGGAGGGUACCGCUGCUCCUGUCGCCAUAGUUACCAUCUGGACACAGACAAACACACUUGCACGGUGAAUUGUAAUGAGGAUCUGUCAGGGCUGAACAGUGGUCAAAUAUCGAGUCCCUCCUGGCCCAGUUCAUAUGCAGAGAACGCCAACUGCAAUUACACCCUGUCUGUGGACGUACACCUUCAGCUGGAACUGCACUUCUCUGACGAUUUUGACGUGGAGCAAAGCCCUGAUGGCCAAUGUAUAGAUGGACUGAGGGUUGAAACUCCAUCUGGGACUCUGGGGCCAUUCUGUGGCAACACUCCUCCCCCAUCUCCCCUCCUCACUCACUCAAAUGAAGUCCAAAUUCACUUCACCUCUGAUAGCUUUGGCACCAACAAAGGCUUCAGCCUCCACUUCAAGACCAGAGACAAGAUCUGUCCAGUGGUGGUAACCCCACACUCCAAUGUGACCCCCGAGCAACCAGAAUAUCAUCAAGGUCAAACAGUGACAGUAACUUGUGAUGCUGGCCGUGAAGCGAGCAUUCAAAACUCCGAGAUUGUGUCACAGUAUGUGACAACAUGCCAGAGUACAGGCAUAUGGACUUCCAAUUACAUCUGUGAACCGGUGGAUUGUGGUUUUCCUGAUAUCCCAGAAGAUAGCAUCCUUAAGGUGGUGGGCUCGAAUAGCCAACGCACUCAGUAUAAUGACCAGAUCCAGUUUACCUGCAUUUCAAAGUACUACACACUGGAAGGAGAUGAUACAUACAUUUGCAGUGCCAGAGGUGUAUGGGAAUCAAGUGGUGGCAACACAGAGAUGCCAAAAUGCACUGAAGUGUGUGGGAUGCCUGAAAAAGAACCUCAAAUUACAGCUAGAAUUUUGGGGGGUAAGGUGGCAAACCUUGGAGAAAUACCCUGGCACCUUUUGAUAAAAUAUCCCAGCAGAGGAGGAGCGUCACUGAUCAAUGACCGCUGGGCUGUGACAGCGGCUCAUGUAGUGGAGAAUAUACCGGAAACCACUUUGCAGCUGUAUGGUGGACUGGUAGAUGGAAGAGCAAUGUUGUCUAACACAGAGUUUUAUGACAAGGACAAUGUAGUUGACAUUACCAGUGAGAAGAUCAUAAUCCAUCCCGGCUAUGCAAGAAAUGCCCGUACUAAUUUUGACAAUGAUAUUGCUCUCAUCAGAUUCGCUACCAGGGUGAAUCUUGGCCCAAACCUCCUUCCCAUUUGUCUGCCAGAGGGCAACGAAGACUUGGUUGAGAAUGAACAAGGCACAGUGUCAGGCUUUGGAGUAACAGACCGGGGUAGACAUUCUGCUAAGUUAAGAUACGCUAGUAUCGGGGUGUUCUCCACUAAAGAGUGUCAGAACACACCUCCUUUCCCUAAAAACCCUAACAACCCCAUGAUUUUCACUGAUAACAUGUUCUGUGCUGGAGCGGAUGGGAGGGACAGCUGCGAGAAAGACAGCGGAGGUCCGUUUGUUUUGCCCAUGUUGACUGGAGGCAGUGGGCCUUUUCGUCUGGGUGGCAUUGUGUCCUGGGGAUCACCAUGUCGGGAGAGGAGGUUCAAAGGUUAUUAUACCAAAGUGAAGAAUUAUGUUCAGUGGAUUAAAAACACAAUAGAUGCAACAGAAAAAUCUCUGAAACAGGGAAAGUGAGGGAGAAAAUUAUUUUGCUACUAAGCUGUAAUCCAUUUUGGUUCUGAUUCAGAUCUCUGAAAUAAAAAAAAUGUUAUGACAAUGAAGACUAUAAUCUUGUAAUCAAAUGUACUCUCAUAAUAAUACAAGCUUUGAUCACAUAAUUGAUUUUUAUAUUAAAGGAAAUGUCUGCAAAUCAACUGAAAAGAAUGUUUGUUUUGGAUUAAUUUAACAAUACUGUAUUUUUGUCUUUUUAACAUUCACAAUAUGUUUUUUUUUCUUUCAGGCCCUCUACACAGUGAAAUACUUAACUCUUGCAUAAUGUAUACAAAGUUACUUGCUCGGCUACACUAACCACCCGAUCAGAACGUGAAUCCUAAAUAGACCAGGGCAAAAAUGCUGGCAUGUGGGAAUAAGAGAUUUUAAGUGUCUUUACUAAACUGUAAAAUGUAUGCAAAAUCACAAAAUAAAUGAUCAAAAUGA